Molecule: messenger RNA, 830 nt
Organism: Cynara cardunculus var. scolymus (artichoke)
Lineage: Eukaryota; Viridiplantae; Streptophyta; Magnoliopsida; Asterales; Asteraceae
Product: pyridoxine/pyridoxamine 5'-phosphate oxidase 2
Exons: 7
Coding region: 68-664 (198 amino acids)
Biological process (GO): pyridoxine biosynthetic process
Molecular function (GO): pyridoxamine phosphate oxidase activity; FMN binding
Source: RefSeq, a predicted model, not a curated record
UUAUGAAAUGAUCAAAUAGAGCCGAGUUAAAGCCAGCUACCUCCGACUCCGAGGACCCUAAUCAGAAAUGGGUACAGUAAUACCGCCAUGGAAACAGCUUCUUCUCAAUGCACUGCAGUCUAAUUCCCACCUCAGACACUCUUCUUAUUUUCAACUGGCAACAAUAGGAUCUAACGGCAGACCCGCUAAUCGCACUGUUGUUUACAGGGGAUUUCAAGAUACAAACAAUAAAAUUCAAAUGAACACCGACUGCAGAAGUCGCAAGAUUGAAGAUCUUAAACAAUGCCCAUUUGCUGAAAUUUGUUGGUAUUUCACGGAUUCAUGGGAACAAUUUCGAAUAAAUGGUGCGGUUGAUGUAAUUGAUGGGUCAAACCCUGAUCCCAUGAAACUUCAGCAAAGAGAGAAAGCUUGGUUUGCUAGUUCACCAAAGUCCAGGCUCCAGUACUUGGGACCGAAUCCAGGGCUUCCCUCUCUAGGAGAUCAACCAACCGAAGUGCCAAGCUCAUUGGAUCCUUCUGCUGGUCCUGUUGCAGCUUAUUGCUUACUAGUUCUAGACCCUGAUCAGGUUGAUUACUUGAAUUUGAAGAGUAAUGAGAGGAUGACCUUCUCCAGGAUGAAUGCCAACGAAGAGAAUUCUUGGACUUCUGACAGAGUCAACCCCUGAUCUUUUCCAUGUUAGCUAAUCUGUUGUAUGCUGUAAAAAGCUUCGAUUAAAUAAUUUUUCAUUGGUGUUGGGAAAACCUUUAUCAAUUGUCACUACGGUGUAGAAUAUGUUCAAUUUUUAUGAUCUAAACGGAAUAAAAAGGCUUCUCGUGUAUGAUGUCAUGUGA